CACUGUAGGUGGUGCCCGCGUCCAGCAACAACCGCGCGCACACACACACACUCUCUCUCUACCCUCCCUCACACACACACACACACACACACUCGCGCGCGCCGCGUGCUACCUACCUCCACCGAGGCCCAACGCACGCACACUCAUUUCCUGUGUAGGGUUGGAGAGUGGCAGGCGCCUCCCAGCGAGUACCAGACGGAAGGAAUCCCUCCCUCACCUCGCCCCUGACAAGAGCAAGCAUGCAGCACCUGCGAGCAGCCUGGACGCUGGUGGCGCUGAUGGUGGUCACAGUCGUUCAACUGGCCGCCUCCCAAGACCAGCAGGCUUCGACCCCCGGCCAGAGUGACGCCAAGCGAGUGGGUUGGUCCUCCAUGCACGGAACUUGGGGAAAAAGACCCGACCUUGACGAUACUCAACUUGAGACUCUGGAGGACAAGCGGACCAACUGGAACAAGUUCCAUGGCUCUUGGGGCAAGCGAGGCGAGGAAAUCCAGGCCGCUGAGGACAAGAGGACAAACUGGAACAAGUUCCAGGGUUCCUGGGGCAAGCGAGGAGACGACCUGGCCGACGCUGAACUACAGGCCGCUGAGGACAAGAGGACAAACUGGAACAAGUUCCAGGGUUCCUGGGGCAAGCGAGGAGACGACCUGGCCGACGCUGAACUACAGGCCGCUGAGGACAAGAGGACAAACUGGAACAAGUUCCAGGGUUCCUGGGGCAAGCGAGGAGACGACCUGGCCGACGCUGAACUACAGUCAGCCGAGGACAAGCGCACUAACUGGAACAAGUUCCAGGGUUCCUGGGGCAAGCGCAGCGACUGGAGCAGCCUGCAGUGCGACCUGGAGUCCGACAACGAGCAGCACCAGAAGCCCCUCUCCCCUCUGGCCCUAGCUAGGCUGAUGGCAGCCUCUCCUCAGAAGCGCGGUUGGGUACUGUGGGGCAAGCGACCGGACAACACAAGAGUCUCCCCUCGCUCCACUAACUGGUCCAGCCUCAGAGGAACAUGGGGCAAGCGUAAUGGGGACUGGAACAAGCUCCGGGGCGCCUGGGGCAAGCGGGCAGCCGACUGGGAACAGUUUAGAGGAUCAUGGGGCAAGAGAUCUCCCGACGGGAUGAGCGACGCCGCCACCAGCCUGGCUUAAGGCAGCGUCUUCCCGUCAGUCUUCGUCGUCGUCGUCGUGUGCACCUGAUGUGUGGCUCUCCCUGUGUCACCCUCCCUCCAUCUGUGUCACCCUCCCUCCACCUGUGUCACCACUAUGGUCCCUCCAUCUACGCUACUCCUGCCCCUCCUCCAGUCGACACCUCCAUCUCAGAAGUGACCUUGGUCUGGCCACGCCCACAGGACACGCCCACCCGGCCCCACAACACGGGUCACCACUCACAUCUCCUCACCUGGAUGCUGGUCCUUACCUCAGAGUCCGAGAUGUUAUUUUCCAUAAACCUCGUCAUUUGAUCACACCUCACUAAAGUUCCCUUAACCAUAUAAAUAAGUAUG
Messenger RNA from Procambarus clarkii (red swamp crayfish), 1495 nucleotides. The record is from RefSeq and is a predicted model, not a curated record. Lineage: Eukaryota; Metazoa; Arthropoda; Malacostraca; Decapoda; Cambaridae.